CAAGUUAUAUGUCAAUAGAAUUCUGUAUUUCACUUAUGUUAAAAUUUUAGUAAAACAAAAUUAUUAGCCGCCACAAUGAGUUACAGAAGCCCUAGCAGCACAUCUAUGAUUACUGUCACGGACUCGGAGGUCAGCGAUUCCACGAGUGAUAGCGGUGUGUUCUUUAAACCAAGUCGUAAGCUUUUGAAAAGUUCCAAACUCAAAUUGAAGUUGAUUGCCCUUUAUGGCGACCAUAAAUGCUUGUGGAAUGAGUGUCACAAGGACUUCUUCAAUUUCGAUCACAAGGCCAAGAUCUGGGAGGCAAUUGCUGAUGAAAUGCAAGCCAAUUCCCCGCCGGAUUUCUGGAAGCAUGCAAUACAUAGGCUGCGCUAUAAUGUCGACCUGGAACGUGUCCAAGAGCAGAAGGCCAAGUCUAUGGGUGAAGACUUUAGUUCAAAGCUGACCUACAAGGAUCACCUACAUUUCCUGAAUCACAUUUUUUCUCGAGAAAAAGACGUUCCACAUAGGGAGAUCCCCUUGAAAGCCCCAUCCUCGGGUGUUACUCUGGAAAAGAUUCCAUUGAAGCACGCGAGACCCAUUAAGGAGAAGCCAAAAUCUGAAGCUAAACUCACCGAAAAGAUAGCCAAGCUCGAUGUUUUGAGGAAUCAUCACUGCACUUCACUGAUUCUGACACAUGAAGCCUUCAAGAAGAUGCAAAAGAUCACCAGUGGUGUGGACCAUCAACACGUGGCCAGGGAGAAGCCCAAGCUGAAGGCGAAACACGUUUAAAUAGCUUUUUCGUUUUAUUACAUUUCUUGUAUCAUCAUAA
Drosophila serrata is the source of this 808-nucleotide messenger RNA. RefSeq lists its product as uncharacterized. Lineage: Eukaryota; Metazoa; Arthropoda; Insecta; Diptera; Drosophilidae. The record is from RefSeq and is a predicted model, not a curated record.